CGACCACGACCUCGGAACGCUCCAUCACGCCUCUCGCACCAUUAUAUCCUAUCCAUAGCUGCCAUGGGAAGAGUACUGCUCAAGGUCAUCAUUUUGGGCGAUAGUGGCGUCGGCAAGACCUCGCUUAUGAACCAGUAUGUCAACAAGCGGUUCAGCAACCAGUACAAGGCCACAAUCGGCGCCGACUUCCUCACCAAGGAAGUAAUGGUCGACGACCGUCUUGUGACCAUGCAACUAUGGGAUACGGCUGGUCAGGAGCGUUUCCAGUCUCUCGGUGUGGCCUUUUACCGAGGUGCAGACUGCUGCGUUCUCGUAUACGAUGUCAACAGCUCGAAAUCUUUCGAGACUCUGGACAGUUGGCGCGAUGAGUUCCUAAUUCAGGCCAGCCCACACGAUCCGGAGAACUUCCCGUUCGUCGUCCUCGGCAAUAAGAUUGAUGUUGAAGAGAGCAAGCGGCAGGUCUCUCAGAAGCGCGCCAUGACAUGGUGUCAAUCGAAGGGCAACAUUCCCUACUUUGAGACCUCCGCAAAGGAGGCUAUCAAUGUGGAGCAAGCGUUCCAGACAGUCGCUAAGAACGCUCUCCAGCAAGAAGCAGAGGAGCAAUUAUACGUCGACUACCCAGACCCUAUUCGUAUCGACUCUGAGAGCUCACAGAACUACGGCUGCAGUUGCUGAGCACCUCUCACCUCUGGACACACCGAACACUGCCCUCCGCUACCGCUCAUUAUGGUACAGCCCACCGUUGACAUAUCUUUACAUUCCUCGUGGCAAGCUCUGUCUAAGCUAUUGUCGGAUAUCCGCGUUCAUUUUGUUAUCCCCGCGCACUCUGUACUACUGUAUUUUUUCCUUUGAAUUUAUGGAAGGAGUGCAUAUA
Molecule: messenger RNA, 874 nt
Organism: Phanerochaete carnosa HHB-10118-sp
Lineage: Eukaryota; Fungi; Basidiomycota; Agaricomycetes; Polyporales; Phanerochaetaceae
Exons: 7
Coding region: 64-675 (203 amino acids)
Biological process (GO): regulation of vacuole fusion, non-autophagic
Cellular component (GO): phagocytic vesicle; late endosome; vacuole
Molecular function (GO): GTPase activity; GTP binding
Source: RefSeq, a predicted model, not a curated record